GACCCGGCGCAGUUCCUGCAGGUGCACGGCCGGGCCUGCAAGGUGCACCUGGACUCGGCCGUGGCGCUGGCGGCCGAGAGCCCCGUCAACAUGAUGCCCUGGCAGGGGGACACCAACAACAUGAUCGACCGGUUCGACGUCCGCGCUCACCUGGAUUUCAUCCCCAUGUACACCCCGGCCCUGCUCAGCCCCACCUCACCGGAGCAGGAGUCGGACGAGCGCAAAUGCAACUACGAGCGGUACCGGGGCCUGGUGCAGAACGACUUUGCUGGCAUCUCGGAGGAGCAGUGCCUGUACCAGAUCUACAUCGACGAGCUCUACGGGGGCCUCCAGAAACCCAACGAGGAUGAGAAGAAAAAGCUGGCGGAGAAAAAGGCUUCCAUAGGCUACACCUACGAGGACAGCACGGUGGAGGAGCUGGAGAAUUCCCUGGAAAAGCGAGCCGGGGACGAGGACGACUCCGAGGAAGACUCCAACACCGACGAGGACGAAGUGAUCCCGGACAUCGACGUGGAGGUGGACGUGGACGAGCUGAACCAGGAGCAAGUGGCCGACCUGAACAAGCAGGCCACCACCUACGGCAUGGCCGAGGGCGAUUUCGUCAGGAUGCUGAGGAAGGACAAGGAGGAGGCCGAAGCCAUCAAAAACGCCAAGGCCCUGGAGGAGGAGAAGGCCAUGUACUCGGGCCGCCGCUCCCGCCGGCAGCGCCGCGAAUUCCGCGAGAAGCGGCUGAAGGGGCGCAAGAUCAGCCCCCCCAGCUACGCCCGCCGGGACAGCCCCACCUACGACCCCUACAAACGCUCCCCCUCGGAGUCCAGCUCCGAGUCCCGUUCCCGGUCGCGCACGCCGUCGCCGGGCCACGAGGAGAAGAUCACCUUCAUCACCAGCUUCGGCGGCAGCGACGAGGAGCCGCCGGCCCGGGAGCCGCCGCACCGCGAGCACCGCGAGCACCGGGAGCGGCAGCGCCCCCCGGCGCCCGGAGCCUCGGCAGCGGCGCACAGGGCGGCGGCCCGGCGCCGCUCUUCCUCCACCUCCUCGUCCUCCUCCUCCUCCUCGCGCUCCUCCUCGUCCUCCUCGUUCAGCUCCGGCUCCCGCAGCCCCUCCCGGGGCUCCCGCCCGCCCUUCCGGGGCCGCUCCCGGGGCCUCUUCCGGGGCCGCUCCCGCCGCUCCCGCAGCCGCUCCCGGGGCAGCCGCAGCCGCUCCCGGAGCCGCUCCCGGAGCCGCUCCCGCCGCUACUCCCGGGAGCGCCGCUCCCGCUCCGCGGAGCCGCCUCAGCAGCGCGGCCACCGGCACCGCCGCCGCUCCAGGAGCCGCUCCCGGCGCUCGCUGCGCUCGUGGCGCCGCUGGAGCAGCGGCAGCCGCAGCCGGAGCAGCCGCAGCGACUCCCGGAGCCCCUCCCGGUCACGGAGCCGCUCCCGGAGCCGCUCCCGGAGCCGCUCCCGCUCCCCGAGCCCGCCCGGAGCCCGCGACAGAGCCGCGCCCCGGCCCCCGGCCGAGCCCGCCCUCGGCGAGAAGCUGAAAAAGGCGGACGCGGGUGCUGGUAAAGAGUGCGGAGCUGCCAAAGUCACCCAAGCUGACCCCGCAGGAGAAGCUGCGGCUCAGGAUGCAGAAGGCGCUCAACAGGCAGUUCAAGGCCGACAAGAAGGCGGCGCAGGAGAAGAUGCUGCAGCAGGAGCAUGAGAGACAGGUGGG
Messenger RNA from Zonotrichia leucophrys gambelii, 1692 nucleotides. RefSeq names its product CLK4 associating serine/arginine rich protein (gene CLASRP). The transcript is spliced from 15 exons. Lineage: Eukaryota; Metazoa; Chordata; Aves; Passeriformes; Passerellidae. Bases 91 to 1680 code for a protein of 529 amino acids. The record is from RefSeq and is a predicted model, not a curated record.